Molecule: messenger RNA, 960 nt
Organism: Cydia pomonella (codling moth)
Lineage: Eukaryota; Metazoa; Arthropoda; Insecta; Lepidoptera; Tortricidae
Exons: 1
Coding region: 1-777 (258 amino acids)
Biological process (GO): DNA integration
Molecular function (GO): nucleic acid binding
Source: RefSeq, a predicted model, not a curated record
AUGUACAACUAUAUUUUCACAGUUGUUGAUGCUUUCACCAAAUUUGUUUGGAUAUACCCAGUUAAAACAACAUCAAGUAAGGAAACUGUAGAGAAGCUAAAACUGCACCAAAAGGACUAUGGAAACCCUUGUCGGAUAGUGACCGAUAGAGGUACUGCCUUUACCGGAAAGGAGUUCACUGAAUACUGUGAAGAAGAGGGAAUCGAGCAUGUCAAAGUGACAACAGGAGUACCUAGGGGAAACGGACAGGUAGAACGGAUUCAACGGGUCAUCAUAUCGGUUUUGGCAAAAAUGUGCAUUGAAGAGCCCGGUCCCUGGUACAAAUAUGUUAGUAAGGUACAGCGGGCAAUCAAUAGUACACAUCAGAGAUCCAUUAACACAUCACCUUUUAAGUUGCUGACUGGCACAACAUUAAAACUCAAAGAAGAGCUUAAAUUGGUGGAACUAUUGGAAGAAGAAAGUAGAGAAGAGUUCAUUGAAAAUAGGGAUGAGCUGAGACAGCAAGCUAAGGCACAGCUAUUAAAAAUUCAGGAAGAGAACCGUAAGACCUACAAUAAAAAUAGAAUAGCAGGGCAACCCUACAAAGCGGGUGACCUGGUAGCCAUUCAACGAACACAAUUUGGUAAUGCUUUAAAGUUGAAACAAAAGUUCUUUGGCCCAUACCGAAUUAUAAAAGAAUUGGGAAGAGAUCGGUAUGAGGUGAUAAAAGUGGAUAACAGCUCAGAGGGACCAAAGAAGACUACAACCGCUGUGGAUCACAUGAAACGGUGGGCUUAGCGCAGCAGUACCAGUAAAUAUGGGUGUUGGUGGUAAAGGGUGUGACUGAAAUAACGGUACAGAGUUAUAGUUCUGUUUUGUUAUCAUAAGGUGAUCAAGUACCAUUGCAUGCAUCUUUAUUGGAGUUUAAUCAUAAUAUAGGAAGUAGGUGAAAAAAAAAAGUUGUAGAAAUAAAAUGUAAAA